AUGGGCCAAGAAGCCAAGAUCACGGGCGCCCUCUCCCUGUUGGUACUACUCGUGCUGCUCGUGUGCUACAGCCGAGUGGAUCUGUUCGCAACAGCGUCAAGCGGUCACCUCCGGACGUCGGACGACCCCCGGGUAUCAUCAACGGAAGCCUACGGCCGGGGCGACGGAGACUCGGGAUGGCAGCGAGCAGCAGAAGAGAAGGAAGGGUUGGCGGCGGCACGGGCUCCGCCGGCGGUGCUGGGAAGGAGCCUUGAUUCAUUCCCCAGCGCGUCUGACGCGACCAUCAUGUUCCUUCAUGUCUUCAAGUGCGCCGGGACGAGCCUUCGAGAGGUGUUCAUGGCUCUGGCGGAGGAGAAAGGGUGGAGUCACGCCGUAGUCGAGGAAUGCACUCGACGUAGAUCACCACGACGGCUGGGCGCCGGGCCUGCUCUGACGGUGAGGCAACUCUUGGGUGUUCUAUAA
Messenger RNA from Ectocarpus siliculosus, 462 nucleotides. The record is from the annotation of a GenBank genome assembly. NCBI's taxonomy places the organism in Eukaryota, Phaeophyceae, Ectocarpales, Ectocarpaceae.